GCACACACGCACACACACACGCACACACACACGCGUAUCCUGUCUCCCACGAAGGCAUCUGUUUCAGUCUGUCUCUCUGUGAGAUGCAGCACCAACAGAGGAGAGGGGGGGGGACCAACAGAGGGAGGGAGGACAAAAAGAAGAGGGAGGGAUAAGGAAAGAGAGGAGAGAGGAAGGAGACACAGAAGAGAGAGAAAGAGGAGAGAGAAGGACUGAAAUUUUUAAAAAAAGAGUGAAGAGUGCAGGCAAGACUGGACAAAACCUGAAGAGGAGAGGAUGCUGCAGCAGCUGAGCGUCUCUGCCUGACUUCUGAGGAGUUUGGGCUCGGACAUGAUGGAGAUGCAGCAUCCAAGUGUCUGAGCCUGAAUAUCUUCCAGUUUGUGUGUGUGAGUGUGUGUGUGUGUGUGUGUGUGUGAAACCAUGGCGAGUGCUCAGCCAGGGGUCCAUGCAUUGAAACUCCAGCCUCCCUCCGUCUCUCAAACACUGAGGAACGGAAGCAACUUCAUUAAAUGGGAUGAGGAUCUGUCUACGGUGACUCCAGUGAUUCUACACGUGGACCCACAUGGAUUUUACCUCUACUGGACCGACCAAAACAAGGAGACAGAGUUGUUGGACCUGACCCUCGUAAAAGAUGUCAGAACUGGGAGAAGCACCAAAACUCCCAAGGAGGCCAAGCUGCGCGAGCUGAUGGAAGUGGGAAACCUAGUCGGCCGGCUUGAGAAUCGCAUGGUUACCGUGGUUACGGCUUCAGACCUUGUAAACGUCAACCAGCUCAACUUUAUCGCCUCACAGGAGGAGGAAGCUAAGGUGUGGUGUGUGGAACUGUUUUCUCUGUCUUCCAACCUGCUGAGCCACAAUCUCAACAGAGACCAGAGUCUGUUAAAAGCGUACGUCAGGUUAACUCUGCAGCCGAACGCAGAGGGGAGAAUUCCUGUCAAGAACUUUGCUCGACUGUUUUCAUCAGACAGAAAGAGAGUAGAGACGGCCCUGGAGAACUGCAAACUGCCCUACGGACGGGGUGACAGUAUCAAACUGGAGGACUUCACACUUGAAGUAUACAGGAGCUUUUUGGACUUUCUGUGUCCCCGUCCUGAACUCAGCAACGUCUUUAAACUGCAAGGAUGGGAUGACAACGUGCUGUCACUCGAUCAGAUGACCGACUUCAUCAACAACAAGCAGAGAGACCCGAGGCUGAAUGAAAUCCUCUACCCGCCUCUCCGUCCCGCACAGACACACUCUCUGAUGGAGCGGUACCAACAUGACCAGGAACAGCUGAAGCAAGGCGUUAUCUCUCUCCAGGCCUUCUCCAGUUAUAUCUCCAGUGACGAGAAUGGAAUCAUCCCACCAGAAAAACUGGAUCAGUCUGAAGACAUGAGCUUUCCCUGCUCACUACAUCAUCAACAUCCAUCACAUAAUACUUGUGUUCCAGCGGGCCAGCUGGCGGGGAGCUCCUCGGUGGAGAUGUACAGGCAGGUUCUUCUGGCUGGAUGCCGCUGUGUGGAGUUAGAUGUGUGGAAAGGACGAACUGCUGAGGAGGAACCUGUCAUCACACACGGGUUCACCAUGACAUCGGAAAUCCCUUUUAAGGAAGUGAUUGAAGCUAUUGCAGAGUGCGCCUUCAAGACCUCACCUUUCCCCGUCAUACUCUCCUUUGAAAACCACGUGGACUCUUUGAAGCAGCAGGCAAAAAUGGCUGAAUAUUGUCAAUCUAUUUUUGGAGAAGCACUGUUGAUUGACCCUCUGGAAAAAUACCCUCUGGAGGCGGGUGUCCCCCUGCCCAGUCCUCAGGAGCUGAUGGGAAAAAUUCUCAUCAAGAACAAGAAAUCCCACAAACCCUCCAAUAACACCGACACCAAAAGACUGACGGACCAACCUGCCAAUCAGAGCAACGAACCAGUGUCUCCUAGCAACAACACAGGAGAGAUGGAGGCUGAGAGUGAGGAAGAUGAUGAUGAUGAAGAUGAUGAUGGUAAAAAGGGCUCAGCAGAGCGAGAGGCCGUGGCCACAGAGGAAAUGUCAACGCUGGUAAACUACGUCCAGCCAACCAAGUUCAACUCCUUCGAAGCCUCCAAGAAGGCGGCCCGCUGUUACCACAUGUCGUCUUUUGUGGAGACCAAAGCUUUGGAGCAUCUCACAAAGUCACCAGUGGAGUUUGUGGAAUAUAAUAAAUCCCAGUUGAGUCGUAUCUAUCCGAAAGGAACCAGAGUCGACUCGUCCAACUUCAUGCCUCAGCUCUUUUGGAACGCUGGCUGUCAACUGGUGGCUCUCAACUACCAAACUAUAGAUUUGUCCAUGCAGCUGAAUCUCUUCAUGUUCGAGUACAACGGUCGCAGUGGCUACAGACUGAAGCCUGAGUUCAUGAGACGGCCGGACAAACACUUUGACCCCUUCACAGAAAACACAGUGGAUGGUAUCGUAGCCAACACCCUCUCUGUGAAGGUGAUUUCAGGCCAGUUCCUGACAGAGCGGCGGGUGGGUGUGUACGUGGAGGUGGACAUGUUUGGACUUCCUGCAGACACCAGGAGGAAAGCUCUGAAGACCAAAACGUCCCAGAACAACAACGCCAUCAACCCGGUGUGGGACGAAGAGCCGAUUGUCUUCAAAAAGGUGAUUCUUCCAACUCUGGCCUCUCUGAGAAUCGCUGCUUUUGAGGAAGGAGGGAAGUUUAUUGGUCAUCGGAUUAUUCCAGUGUCUGCCAUAAGACCAGGUUAUCGUUACAUCAGCUUGAGGAAUGAGAAAAACCAGUCUCUGAUUCUACCGGCUGUGUUCGUCUACAUCGAGGUCAAAGACUACGUCCCAGACACCUUUGCAGAUGUGAUAGAGGCUUUGUCCAACCCUAUUCGAUAUGUCAACCUCCUGGAGCAGCGGUCCAAACAGCUGGCGGCUCUGACUCUGGAGGACGUGGAGGAGGACACACAGACGGAGGACGAGGCGGACAGCUGUACAGAACGUAAGCACGAUGUAAAAUCGGCUCCGCUGGAGAACGGUCUCAGCCCCGCCCCUGGCCCUGCAGGCCACGCCCCAAUGACGCCCAAAGCCUCUGCAGCCAAUCAGCAAGCAGCUGCCACAGAAGCAGCCAAACCAGCAGCAAAGAGUGAAGAUCUGGUUUUAAGUGUUUUGAUAGAUGUUCGAGUGUGCACCAUAGAGAGUCUUCAGCAGUCAAAGGUUUACCAGAAGGAGCAGAGGCGUCAGUUUAAAGAGCUGAAGGAGUUAGUGAGGAGGCACCAGAAGAAAACCUCCGAGCUCCUCCGAGAAUUCAACAACAAGCACAAGAAGGUGGCAAGACAGUGCGGCAAGAGCAGGGCUUCGUGUUCGGACGGUGAGAAAGACGAGCGCCUCCAGCAGCUGAGAGAUGAGCAAGAGCAGCAGCUUCUGGCUCUGAGGCAGGAACAGUACUACAGUCAGAAAUAUCUACAGAGAGAACAUAUUAAAACGCUGACGGAGCGACUGAGCAGUCUGGCUGAGGAGAGUCACAACAGCCAGAUGAAGAAACUCAAAGACAUCUGUGACAAGGAGAAAAAAGAGUUGAAGAGACAGAUGGAUCGAAGGAGAACAGAGAAGAUCAACCAAGCAAAGACCAAAGAGAAACAUCUGGCUGAAGAGGAGAAGAAUGAGAUCAAUAAGUCCUACGUCAAUGAAGUCGUCCAGAACAUAAAACGGCUUGAAGAGACGCAGACAAAGCGCCACGAUCAGCUGGUGGAACAGCACACUGAGCUCCUGCAGGAGAUACAAGACCUGAAACCAAAGCUGCAAGGGGCCGUGGAGGCAGAGUUUCAGGACAAGUUCCAGUGUUUGCCCGGAGAGAUUCAAGACUUCCUGCAGGACAGGAAGACGGAGGUUAGAGAACAAAGCAAGUCCCGGCCGUCGACCCCACACGAAACGCUGUCAGAGGAGGACUGAGGAAGAGGAGCAUGUGACCAGGAGCGAAGAAGAGGAGUCGAUGAAUCAGUGGAAGUAGAGGAAGUAAGAGGGAAGCCCUGAGGAAAGGGUAGUGAGAGGAGAUUUUAAGAUUAUGAAGACUGUUGUUUUCUUUUUAAUGGAAGAAUGCUUUAUUGGUUUAUUUUUUAAUUUCAUUCAAGCAUGCACUUCGUUGUCUAUCUAUCUAUCUAUCUAUCUAUCUAUCUCUAUCUAUCUAUCUAUCUAUCUAUCUAUCUGACAGUUUGUGCAGUGAACAUCCUAUUUUAUAUGCACAUGGAGAUAGGUUUUACAAUAUAACACAAUCACUUCAGCAGUGUUUUAGUCAAUUCCAAGCAGCUAUGGCCAUGACAACUUUUGCAAUGGUCAGAAUCAAAAACGGCAAUAAUAAUGCACUCAUAAACAGCAGCUGGAGGUUAGUUUACUUCGCUCAAGAGCACUUCGGUGAUAGUAAUGAGUGAGAUGUGCGUGCUCUUCUUCCACUUUUCCCCAUGCAGAUAUAUCUUGAAAAUUGAGAAAAUUAAGUGCAAUUAGAAAUUAUGUUUUAUCAUUAUAACAACCAAGGAUGAUGUGCACAGCAGCACAAGAUAAUACACACAUACCAUUGUGUAAUACUGAAUACUUUCCAGGAUAUGGUAAAAUACACACAGCGAUUUAAAUGGUAUUUUAUGUUACAUCAACCUCACUACAUCUGAUGUCAUGUAAUAUUUCAGGUGCAUAUUAUGUGGCCAUUUUUGGGGGGUGAUUGUUCAUCCACAUUACAUUUAAGAUUUUAACAGGGAUGAAGCCCAUAUUCGGAAUAUUAAAGGAAUAGUUUGGAUAUUUUGAAGUAAGGGUACUUAUCCUUAGGCAAGGCAAGGCAAGGCAAUUUUAUUCAUUCAUUUAUUCAUCAUUCAGACAUGAAGCAAUGCAAAGUGCUUUAUAGGGGCGAAAAAUACAUUACAAAUAUAACAUUAAAGCAACAUUAAAAUGACAAGUAAAAGACAAAUGAUGCAACCAAAUAAAUAGUUUGAGAUAAUACCAAUUUGAAAGAAAGGAUAUUCCAAAGACAAUGAAUACAAAGCAAGCAAAUAAAUAGUAAUUGUACAGAAUAUGACAGAUUACCUACAGCGGCAGCUAAAUGUUAGUUAGCAGUUAGUUUUAAAACAUCAAGGUCACACAUUAACACACACAGACUAACCAAAUGAAGCAGCGGGAACUGCUUUUGUCUAAAGAGUCUGGUGGCUUAGAAGAGAGCAGAGACAACGGCUUCAGUCCUUCCAGAAAAAUGCAGUUUUUUUGUGUUUGUUGUGAUCACAAAUCCUUGAUUAUGCGACACCUUUUUUUCAAAAAGGCGAUGGAACAUGCAGGACAUUUAUGUAAUUUUAUGCAAUGAAAUUGCGGGAACUUCAAAAACUACGGUUUGAUGAAAAAGAGACUCUGUUUAUCACGUCGCGUAAUUACGUCGCUUCAAACGUUCCCAUGGCAACAGGGCUCUUGUGUAAAGUAAACCAAAAACAUUUUUCAACUUUCUGCUAAGAUAUAAGUGACUUUUUCGCAAUGUAAAUGCAGGAGUUAUGAAAUCAUGCAAGCCCCGCAUUAUUUUGCGUGGAAAUCACCUGCAUAAAUAUGCAGACUUUGGCUGAUUAUGCAUUGAAUUAUGCAAUCGCAUAAUCAUGUUUUUCUGGAGGGACUGGAAAGGGCUGACAGCAAGGUAAAGUUUUAAAAAUAUCAUAAAUAUAGCGGACACUUAAACUGAUAUAGAUUAAUUUUAAGGUGUUUACUCUUGCAACCACACUUUAAAUAUAUCCAAACUAUCCCUUUAAUGAGUAUGUUGACACUUGAUUUUGAGAAAUCAUCUGAAUUAGUUUAAUUUAAUAAAGACAAAGGCUCAGUAAAUAACUAUCUGUACUUUGCAUUUUACAAGAUUUAUACCUAGACAACCACUGGAUCAUUUAUUGAGUCCUCAAAUACUUUGAUUAUGCACAUAUUUAUUUAUUUAUUUAAGUAUUUAUUCAUAUAUAUAUAUAUAUAUAUUUCAUGACAUUUUGGGAGUUGGGAUAAUUAAUCAUGAUAGCAAUUUCUAUUAGGUUAUUAAAAUUAUACAUCAUCGCAUGACUGUUAGCCUGAGAUAUUUUUUGAACCAAUGGACUUUUAUUUUAAAAACGUUUAAUGGAAGGAAGAGGAUUUGCAGAGAACAAUUUUGGGAUAAGUACGUUUUUUGUUUAUUUCUUUAAAAAAAUAAGUUUUCUGAGCAGUAGCAGCAGUUUCCGCCGACUGCUUCCCAAAUUAACAGUUGGAUGAUGUCCUGUUAGAGGUGGAGGAGCCUCGAAGUCUACCGCCGCUGCAUGAUUUAUUCAAUUCGAUGUGACAGUGGUUUUAGCAAAGUUAUCAUUCUGAUAUGCUAUUUCUUUAUUUAUUGUUAUUUUCAUUAUAAUUAGGGAUCAAGAACAUGAACCAUUUGUAAAAAUGUAAAAUGAAUGGAGCUUGUCUCUUUGUACAGUGAUCUUCCCUAAAAUAUUUGUUGGAAAACUUUCCAUGUUUUGCUUUUCCUCUGCGCUAAGGCUUCAGCUGUGUUCAACAGACUUUUUGCAGGGAACCAUUUCUUCAAAUAUAAGUCGCUGUUGAUUAAAGCUUUAAAAAUGUAAGUAAAAAUGUAUAUGAAUGAACAUCCGUUACAUUCAAGCCAUUGCAAAUGAGUCGUUACAAAGCUAACUAAGACUAUCAGCUCCACACAACUCUCUCUGUAUAGCUCAGUAUGGCUGUGUUCAGAAUACUGUGUCGUGCACAGUGUUUUAUUUUAAUCCUCCAUGUCCUCCUUGGCUACUAGCGACUGCGUGGAGGAGGGAUGGUACACGAUCACGGAAGGCUUGCAUAAUGUGGACGCGCCAACAGUUUUGUUGUCAUCGCUUAGAAUUCCUCAUGGGGGAGACAGAAACUAUGCACUAUAGCUUCAAGAUUAGACACUCUUUGCCACGGCCUCUACUAUAAAGGUAGCCUACGCUGCCGUUUUAAUGGAAAGGUUUUAGACAAUAAAGUAACCUCACAGUUCUGUCACCUCUUAAAAGGAUGUGUUUAAAACCUGUUUAACGUCUGAAAAUGGUUCUCCAACAAAAUGCCUUGUUGAACGCACCCUUGCUUUAGUGAUUAAUCUGAGCAUGCUUUACUGUCUUGGAUUUCUCCACCAGAUUAAUAGUUUCUUGGUUUUACUGAAUGCUAUUUUAAGAUCAAUUGAAAAUUAAAAAUAUUUGAUCUAAAA
Molecule: messenger RNA, 7153 nt
Organism: Etheostoma spectabile (orangethroat darter)
Lineage: Eukaryota; Metazoa; Chordata; Actinopteri; Perciformes; Percidae
Product: 1-phosphatidylinositol 4,5-bisphosphate phosphodiesterase beta-1
Biological process (GO): lipid catabolic process; phosphatidylinositol-mediated signaling; phosphatidylinositol metabolic process
Cellular component (GO): cytoplasm; nuclear speck
Molecular function (GO): phosphatidylinositol-4,5-bisphosphate phospholipase C activity; calmodulin binding; calcium ion binding
Source: RefSeq, a predicted model, not a curated record